CUCCCCUCCAAGAGCUCACUGGUUGGCCGCUCGUCGCAAUGAGCUCGAGUCUCUUACUCCGCCCUCCUUCCCCUCCUCCCCACACCAUCCGCUCCUACCUCGCACUCUCUCGCCGCCUUCUCUCACGCCAUGAACUUCAUGAUCUGGAGGAUCCAUUGCGCCGACGACGGCACUCGCUACUACCUGCGCUUGCCACUUGGGGAGACCCGCGCCCGCUCCGAUGGUGACAACUAUGUUGCAAUGCUGGCAGUGAUUAAGCCGGGCCGACCCUCUGAUCUUGUACAGGAAGAGCUCAUAGUUUUCGACUUGUUGAAGUCCUUGUGGAAGGUAGACAUCUACUCGAUCCCGUACUACAAGCUGGACGCCAAUGCCAAUGACCUACUCUUACGACGUGAGGAUAUCUGCUACGCGGUCGCCAAGCCAACCCUCGAUCCAGCAGCCGAAGAGCAGUACUUUGCCGUCGAGGUCUGCGAGUCUCGCGUCGACCCUUCCACCGCUUUCUCUACGGCUUCGACAUCCCUUUGCGACCAGCUGCAGCACCUGGAGCUCGACAGCUCUACCGCUGCUUUGCGUGAGGAGGACUGAGCGGCAAGUUAGGCAGGCAACGUCGGCGGCGUAGGGGAUGGAGAGCUUGUAGAGGAACAUCCACAGGGGAGCAAUCUCCCUUCUCUGCCUGCGUGCAGCCCUCCCUUCUCUGCCUGCAUAACGCCUCCCACCCUUCAAAGCCCGCUCGCCCUUUCCCCCUCUCUCUCAAAACCCU
Messenger RNA from Jaminaea rosea, 760 nucleotides. RefSeq lists its product as hypothetical. The record is from RefSeq and is a predicted model, not a curated record. NCBI's taxonomy places the organism in Eukaryota, Fungi, Basidiomycota, Exobasidiomycetes, Microstromatales. The transcript is spliced from 2 exons. Bases 130 to 585 code for a protein of 151 amino acids.